This is a messenger RNA of Psylliodes chrysocephalus, 1362 nucleotides long. The record is from the annotation of a GenBank genome assembly. Lineage: Eukaryota; Metazoa; Arthropoda; Insecta; Coleoptera; Chrysomelidae.
UAAAUGGCUAAAAUUUUUUGUUUUCCAUCGGAAACAGUAUUUUACGCAUGUAUAACAGUUUUUUAGAGGAAGGUCAACAAUAUGUAUGCUGAUUUUGCUCCGCUGUUAUUAUUAUCUAUUAAUUUCAACCACGAACAUGGGUUGUCAAGUGAAAUUUUAUAAAUAUGUUUUCGCGCUAGUGAUUUAUAUCAAUAUAAAUACAAUUAUUCUGGGUCACAGUUUCCACCGGAAUGACCAGCUAAUAAGACGCAUCAAGAGAUCAUCAUUUUGUCCUGCAAAUACACAAUGUGUUCCUGUGUCUUCGUGUUCUUAUUUCACAAAUCUAUUAGAUAAUAAUUGUGUUCUGAAAAACAGAGUUGGCGAAUUGGGUUGCGGCGAACCUGGUUUAGUAUGCUGUCCACAGGUAAGCCAAGCAAACACAAUUUUACCUGGAAAAAUUAUAGAUGGACUUCGAUGUGGAUUUUCACAAGUUCAAGGUGAUGGUUAUGAAGGUAUUGGUGCGUUUCCCUGGGUAGCAAGAAUCGGAUAUAGAAAUUUACUAAAUGGUGAAAUAAAAUAUCCUUGUACAGGAUCUAUAAUAAGCUCAAAGAUAAUUCUAACAGCUGCUCAUUGUGCUUUAGCAAAAGCAGACAAUUUUAAAUUGUACAUCGUCCGCGUGGGAGAAUGGAACAGUAAUACAGAAAUUGAUUGUGGAUUGGAGUUCUGUGGACUUCCGACACAGGAUGUAUCUAUUAGUCAUGUUGUGGUACAUCCCGGUUAUGAGAAAAACACGUAUCGACACAAUAUUGCUUUAAUUGUUUUGAAAUCAGCUCUAAAUUUCACAGUUACUACACAACCGAUAUGCUUGCCAGAAUCCUGGUCGGUGACUAGCAAUAAUGCAUUCUUAGUUGGUUGGGGGAAAGCUGCUGGACAGACAUAUACCCCUUCAAAACAGCAAGUUUUGCAAUUACCAAUUAUAGGUCUUCAACAGUGUGUUCAGGUUUAUGGGAGGACUUUGCCUAUUAGUGAUGAACAAAUAUGUGCAGGGGGUGAGAGCGGAAACGAUGCCUGUAGUGGUUUUGGUGGAGCACCGUUGAUAGUGAAACAUGGAAAUACAAAUUAUCAGGUUGGGAUACUUUCAUUUGGUUCAGAUCAAUGUGGAAGUCGUGGAGUGCCCAGUGUAUACACAGAUGUGAAAAAAUACAGCAGGUGGAUUAGAGAAAAUACUCCAAAAAUAUAUAACUAAAAAUAAUGUUAAUUGGUAUACCAAAAAUGAUAUUAUAGAACGUUUUAAGUAUUAAAAAAUUAUUUUUUUAUAUUUUUAAGAUUCAUUGUAAAAUAUGAAAAUGAUGUAAUAAUUAAAUAAUUAAUAUAGGUAAUUGC